GCGGGCAGUGCCUGGCGUGCUUAGGCAGCUCCGAGCCCCCUGUCCCGCGGCUCUCUCAGUGGCCAUGCGGCUCCUCACCGAUGCGUGCGGCACGUUGCAGGCAGCAGCGCUGCUGCUGCUCCUGCUCCGCGUCCCCGGCUCUCGAAAUGAAGAGAUGGACAACUCCAACAGUACUGUACCCAUUAAUGCAACUUCAGGCCAUAAGUUACAAGGCAAUGACAGCCUCCCUGUUACAUCAUCCACACACCCUACAACAUCUACAGUAGGUAUGACCACCAGUCCUACUCACCUGACCAAUACCAGUCAGCCCACCAACACUGCUGUGUCUGUCACCUUCACAUCUCACAACCAGACAACAGGACCCACCACAGCUUCAUCAGUCACAUCCCAACCCAAUAUCCCAGUGGUGACCACGUCCAAGAUUUCUUUCACUUCUAUAACAGCUACAUCUAAAUCUGAGGCUGCUGGAGCCAAAACCUCUAGAUUUGAUGUGGGCAGUUUUGUAGGUGGCAUUGUGCUGACACUUGGAGUCCUAGUUGUUCUCUACAUUGGGUGCAAAACCUAUCACUCUAGAAGAGGCAUUCAGUACAGAACCAUUGAUGAACAUGAUGCCAUCAUUUAGAGAGACUUCAGGGAAGACUGGUGGAAACUCACCCUGUCUAUCACAGCUGUUGUAAAGUACUUCUGAAAGAGUGCCUUUCAUAAAGAUGAUCCCAGCCUCUAAGCCUUUCUUGGGUGUGAUCCUGCAGAACUCUUUAAACAUCCUGAUUUCUUUUGCACUGGCUUUCAAAAGAAGAGGAACUCAGCACCUUGUAGAGACAGUAUUUUGUUUUUCCAGGAUUGAUAACCAAAUGUAAAGAAACACAAAUACUGAGUCAUUUUAAGGUACACACACAAGUCUCUGGAGUGGGUAAUGACUAGCACAGUGAAUCACAUCACUGCAAUUCUAAGUUCUGUUAUUUCUCACAUACUGCAUAAAUCCAGUAUGUGCCAUAAUGGAUAUAGUAGGUUAACUAGGAGACCUUUGAGACCAGGCAUAGGGUUUUGCAAGUAAGUUUUUGUUGGGUAGUAU
Dryobates pubescens (Downy woodpecker) is the source of this 1072-nucleotide messenger RNA. RefSeq names its product transmembrane protein 123 (gene TMEM123). The transcript has 6 exons. The record is from RefSeq and is a predicted model, not a curated record. Bases 65 to 622 code for a protein of 185 amino acids. NCBI's taxonomy places the organism in Eukaryota, Metazoa, Chordata, Aves, Piciformes, Picidae. Gene Ontology annotation, cellular component: cytoplasmic vesicle.